Molecule: messenger RNA, 4923 nt
Organism: Acipenser ruthenus (sterlet)
Lineage: Eukaryota; Metazoa; Chordata; Actinopteri; Acipenseriformes; Acipenseridae
Gene: ehd3
Product: EH-domain containing 3
Exons: 7
Coding region: 625-2274 (549 amino acids)
Biological process (GO): endosomal transport; clathrin-dependent synaptic vesicle endocytosis
Cellular component (GO): plasma membrane; intracellular vesicle; clathrin-coated pit
Molecular function (GO): molecular adaptor activity; calcium ion binding; protein binding
Source: RefSeq, a predicted model, not a curated record
GGAGCGUUGCCAAGAGUUGGGCAUUUCCUGUCAGGUCAGUUUCCUGAAAGACUGGUAUUUAAAUAAACCGCAGUAAGGAGCCGCAGUACCUGUGGUCUACUGAGAUUUUGUGCAGCAGUAGGACAUCAUUUUACAAUACAUUUGCCUUUCAUUUGAUGAAAUACGUGUAAUUUUAUAUCCAGUAUUUUAGAUCGAGAAGAAAUAAUUAUUUUGCCGCUUCAGUAUUUCAAUGUAAGAAGAGAUAAAGUGAUUUGUUUGUGUUGGUUCUCCACAGGUUAUGAAUGAAACGCUUGCAUUUUUAUGUUUAAAUUGAUUUUUUACUAAUUUUACUGACGACAUUGCAGUGGUCCCUUUAAUAAAGCUGAAUGCAUUUUUCAAGCUUUUUCUUUUAAACGAUUUCGGUUAACCGCGGAGAAGCACUUCUUUUUCUACUGCUUUUUCUAAGCAUCUCUACUGAAGCAAAACAAAUACAUUUAUAUUUUACAUGAAAUAUUGUAGAUUGGCCUCAAAAAAAAAAACAACAACAACAACAAAAACCAUAGUACAUAAUUUUGUUUUAUUUACUGCAUAAUUCAAGCGCAUUUUUAAAUCAAGUGAAAGGUAUACACGAGAUUACACUGCAUCAUGUUCAGCUGGUUGGGUAAUGAUGACAGGAGGAAGGAUCCUGAGGUGUUUCAGACUGUCAGCGAAGGGCUCAAGAAGCUCUACAAGACCAAGUUGCUGCCCUUGGAGGAACAUUACAAAUUUCACGAGUUCCACUCGCCAGCCUUGGAAGAUGCUGAUUUUGACAACAAGCCCAUGGUCCUGCUGGUUGGUCAGUACUCCACUGGAAAGACCACCUUCAUCCGGUACCUGUUGGAGCAGGAAUUCCCUGGUAUGAGAAUUGGUCCAGAACCAACAACUGACUCCUUCAUAGCAGUGAUGCACGGUGAUGUGGAGGGGAUAGUCCCAGGAAAUGCCUUGGUUGUAGACCCCAAAAAACCUUUCCGGAAGCUGAAUGCAUUUGGCAAUGCAUUUCUUAACAGGUUUGUGUGUGCCCAGCUCCCAAACCCAGUGCUGGAGAGCAUCAGUAUCAUUGACACACCAGGUAUCCUGUCUGGGGAGAAACAGAGGAUCAGCAGAGCUCAAGAGGAGGGUUAUAGCAGGCUCCGUAGAUGCCCGUAUGGAGGCUAUGACUUUGCUGCGGUGCUGGAGUGGUUUGCAGAGAGAGUUGACCGAAUCAUUCUCCUAUUCGAUGCCCACAAGCUAGACAUCUCAGAUGAGUUUUCUGAAGUGAUCAAGGCACUGAAGAACCACGAGGACAAGAUCCGUGUGGUCCUGAACAAAGCUGACCAGAUCGAGACACAGCAGCUGAUGAGGGUCUACGGUGCCUUGAUGUGGUCGCUGGGGAAGAUUGUCAACACUCCUGAGGUGAUCCGGGUUUACAUCGGUUCCUUCUGGUCUCACCCACUGCACAUUCCUGACAACCGCAAGCUCUUUGAGGCAGAGGAGCAAGACCUCUUUAAGGAUAUUCAGAGUCUACCCAGAAAUGCUGCCUUGAGGAAGCUGAAUGACCUGAUCAAGAGGGCAAGGCUUGCUAAGGUUCAUGCCUACAUUAUUAGCUCUCUGAAGAAAGAGAUGCCUGCUGUGUUUGGAAAAGAAAACAAGAAAAAAGAACUGAUUGGCAGCUUAGGGGAGAUCUACAGCAAGAUUGAGAAGGAACAUCAGAUCUCCCCAGGGGACUUCCCCAACCUAAAGAAAAUGCAGGAGCUGUUACAGUCUCAUGAUUUGAAUAAGUUCCAACCCCUAAAGUCCAAGCUGCUGGAUAUGGUGGACGACAUGCUGGCUCACGAUAUCGCCCAACUCAUGGUGCUGGUGCGGCAGGAGGAGACGCAGAGACCCAACCAAGUGGUGAAGGGCGGCGCCUUUGAGGGCACCAUGAAUGGCCCCUUUGGCCACGGUUAUGGGGAAGGAGCAGGCGAAGGCAUCGACGAGAUUGAGUGGGUGGUGGCCCGAGACAAGCCCAUGUAUGAUGAGAUCUUCUACACCCUGUCACCCGUCAACGGGAAGGUGACAGGCGCCAACGCCAAGAAGGAGAUGGUGAAGUCCAAGCUGCCCAACACUGUUCUGGGCAAGAUCUGGAAGCUGGCAGACAUUGACAAAGAUGGCAUGCUGGAUGAUGAGGAAUUUGCUCUGGCUAACCAUCUUAUCAAGGUUAAGUUGGAAGGUCAUGAGCUGCCAAGUGAUAUUCCUUCCCACCUUAUUCCCCCUUCUAAGAGAAAAAUCGCAGAAUAAAAAGGUUGUUGGGGAACGUGUGAGGAAGGAGAGAAUUAGUACUCCUUAUUGAAGGUCAUUUUAAGCUUUCAUAAAAUGAUCAGUGGUUAAUGAAGAGACUGGCCUAAAACACACUCAGGCUAUUGAGCUUUUGUGUUACAUAUUUGCUUCUUAGUAUGUGAUAUAUAAAGAAAGCAAACAAGAAGUGCAGAAGUCUUGCUGAAGGAAAUGGAUUGCAGUCUUAGCAUUAAUACUUGUAGAAUUGAUGGUAGAUAUUGAUCCAUAGUAUUAAAAAAUUAUAAUAAUAACAUCAUCUUAUUCUGGGACCCAAGGCAUGCAUUACCAGAAAAAUAUUUAAAAACUAAAAUCUUAAUUCUCUUGUUUUGUUUUAUUUUAUUUUACGGAUACAAUUUUGAUUUGAAAUAAAGUACCAACUAACAUAAUUUUAUAAAUGGUCCACCUGUUCUAUUGGUUUGUUCUCUUGCACAGUUAAAAAGAUAGAAGUAAAACUAAAUGCAAACUCUAAUUAGCCUGACCUAUAGACUGUUAAUCAUAUAACCAUAUGUUAGCAAUCAAAGUCCUUAAUGUAUAGUGUUUGGUACUGGUAUUGCAUUUAGAAGUAGCAACCCUUUCUGUACAUGCAUAGCCAUUUAACCUGAUAAAUUAACUUUGUGGUGCUUUUUCUGUAGAAGUUAAAUGCAAGUACUGAUCUUAUAUUUGGAGAUGUUUCCAUAAAAUGAGUAGAAUAACUUCACAUACUGUACUACCAUGGGUGAUUGUUUGGAUUCUGUGUACAGUAUGUAGAUGCAUAGAGUAGCUGUAAUCAAUACUAAUAUGGUCUUGCAUAUGAACUCCAUGCACUUAUUUACUACUAUCAAAAUAUUUAUUCUUUCAUGGUGUUUUAUAUUCAAGACAUAAAUAUAGUGUAGUUGUAACAUCACACAGUAAUCACCAUGGAAUACAAUGUGGGUGAGUAAUAAAGACAUUUACAGCAUUAAGGGACAUUAAAAUCUGGUAACAAUUGUCUUUGUUUUUUUGUUUUUUUUCAUGGUUUAAUUGUAUUUGUUUUAUGUAAGAAUUGCCCAGCAAUGGGAUGGAUUUCAAAAGUGCUUGACAUAUUUCAAACAGGGCCUUAUCAUUAGAAGGUGAAACUGUGUCGUUCAUUGUGACCAAAUCUCUUUAUGGGUACUUUAGCCUUCUCGAAACUGUAGUGAAUGAAGUCUUGUAUUAUCUAAAUAAGGAAAUAAUUAACAAAGUUCAAAGAGAGUUGUUGAUGUCAAAGCUAAAUGUACUCUACAGCUGAAUCUUCACCUGAGCAACUUUUAUUGUGCAGCCGAGUUACUAUCAGCCACGCUGUCACACGCAUUCAGCUGAAACAGCUGACAACAUGGAAAAUUGUAUUGGACGUGUUAUAGUCGUUUAAUCCGAUUGCUCAAAAAGUACAACCCCAAUCUAAUCUGCAGCCACUGUGAAAUAGCUGUUUUAUUGCAGCAGUUAAUCUUGUGUCCUUGAAAAAAAUCCCAUCAUUAUAAACCAUGUAAAUGGCUUCCAGUAAAUUGAUACAGCUAAUUUUAAAGUAAAUAUUAAAUAUUUUGCAUAUUUUAUGUAAGACUGUUUAUCAGAGGGAAGUACCAGUGCACCAGAAAUUUCAAAUUUAGUAAUCAAAAUAUUUCUGAAAAAUAGGCUAACUAUUACUACCUGUGUAUAGUGUUAUAUUUAAAGUAUAUUAUUACCAUAUGCAUUUGUUACAGGUCAAUAACCCUAGCUUUAAAGACUUUCUGUGUGAGUUUGAGGCUGUAAGUCAGAGCAAUAAAGAACAUAUACCCAUUUAAGAAUACAUGGUUUCUAAAAAUGGUUUCUGCAUUUUUUUUUAUUUAUUUAUUUUUUAAUAAAAUAGAAAUAUGUAACACAUUGUUCAGAAAGGCUGUACUUGUCCCCCAGUUUCAAGUCUGAAUAUCUAGUUGGUUUAUUUCAGUCAUUUGAGGCAUGGAAAGACCUACAUUUAUUAGUCCAGAGUAGUGUCUUACUUUAAGCUAAAAACUACACAACUAGUUAUUUAAGGGAUAUACUUUUGAAAUCCAAAAUGUAGGCCUUAUCGAUAUUCUUAUUGUUGAAAGCCAUAGCUGUAUUUAGUAAACAAUUGGCUUUGUUUCAGAUUUUCCAUACUAGUUUUCUGUCUGUUUAUAUCAGCAGUGACACUAGAUGAUGCUGGUAAGAACUAGAUACUUUUCUUAUUACUUCUCUCUGCACAUUUUGUUGUUGUUAUUAAGCAUUUUAGAAUAUGCUUAUUUGAAUUUAUUCAUUGCUAACGUCAGGCUGUGAGAAGUAAGGCCUGGUCUCAUACAUUGAAACCAUAUGCAAACACUGUUCUUCCAAGAAUUUAUUGAAAAUGCUGUGUGGGGGAAAUAACAUACUGGGACAUCUCAAUAUUUACCUAAUAAGAUAUAUUACCUGUAGACAAUAGUAUGAUGUCUCUUUCUAGAUUGUGUUCUAGUGUUGUAUAUAACAUUGUUCUGUAUGUUAACCUGGUUGCUGAGUACGUGCUUACAAAAAUUGUAAAAGCUAAAGUAUUUGUGUUCCCUGUAAAUUUCUGUGAAAAAUAUUAAUAAAGCAUUCCUCACAGGCAAAUGCUCAGCUUCUUUAAAAAUGAAUAAAAAAUAUUAAAGAUUA